UUGCUUUCAGUGAACUCAUGGAUUCUUUCGCUUUUUGUGCUUUGUUGUGCCUGCUCUUUCAGAAACUCCUGGCGUCAAAACCAAGUCCAACUCUCGAACAAUGGGCAGCAAACGGCAAUUACAAUUGAUAACGACGUGUUCGGUGCAAAGGAUCAGAAAGAAUACUGCGGUCGGUCCCAAUGGGGAUCAGGGAUCGGCAAACUUUCCGAAGCGCACGGCGUCGCACUGUGCCCAUUGGGCAAACUGUUCGGUCCCGUCAAUUUCAGACCACAUGGGCAGGCGACGCCAUUUCGCGAACUCACGGGACUGGGAUCGCCACGAAACGGCCAAGUUCGAGCCGACUCUGUCCGAUGUUCUUCUACCAUCAUUAUUCUUCGACGUCCUGCGACAACACCAUUCUUCGAUGCCCUAGCCAGAACCUUCGACUUCCUUGUGGCUGGACCUUCUUCUCAAGCUGCAAUUCUUCGACGUCCAUCGACAUUCGACUCCUCGUGGACAUCACACCAUUGGACCUCGAUUUUUUUCUGGAACCACCUCAUACGCAGCACUACCACAGAUGUGCUGCUCUCCGGCGGCUGGACGGUGGCGACAUUCAUUCUAUCGAAGCGUCGUUCAUGGAAAGAUGAGACGCCCGGUCGAGAGUGGUGUGUUCCAGUACGUGUGUCCCAGUACCAGGACGAGGAUGGACGACGGACAAUUUGUAGUUAA
Messenger RNA from Haemonchus placei, 708 nucleotides. NCBI's taxonomy places the organism in Eukaryota, Metazoa, Nematoda, Chromadorea, Rhabditida, Trichostrongylidae. The record is from the annotation of a GenBank genome assembly.